AUGAAUGAUGAAAAUAGAGGUAAUUAUCCAUGUCUUAUAUGCAAGCAACACCGUAGAAGGCAUGAUCACAGUUGUAUUUUUGGGCAAUACUUUCCCAUUAAUAGGACUGUGGAUUUUGAAAAUGCUUCCAUGCUUUUUGGUUUAAGCAACCUUUUGAGAAUUAUGCAAGAUGUAGAUCCACAAGACAGACAACAUGCUGCAGAUUCUAUACUUAGAGAGGGCACUACAUGGAUAAAUGAUAUACAUCAUGGUCCUCUUGGUUAUGUAUUGAAUCUAAGGUCUCAAAUACAGUCUUGUGAGAGGCAACUAGAAAAUGUUAAUAGAUUGCUUGCAUAUUGUAGAGAUCAAGCAAACUCAACUGUGCAAAUGGGUAUUUCCCCAUUUGCUGGUUCAUCUGCCUUUCAUCUCCCACAGCAGAAUACCCAACUUGGUGAUUCUAGCAUACAAUUUCCAAACUUGGGUGGAACUGAGUUCUUUUCCAGUUCUCAUGAGAAAGGAGAAUCAAGUACUAUUGCAUCUAAAGAGAAAGAGGAUGUUGAUGAAGAAAAAGAGUCAAUGGUCGACGACAAGGGAAAAAACAUUACUUCUGAUAAAGAUGCGAAUGUAUAA
Messenger RNA from Abrus precatorius (Indian licorice), 609 nucleotides. Its product is annotated as LOB domain-containing protein 25-like. NCBI's taxonomy places the organism in Eukaryota, Viridiplantae, Streptophyta, Magnoliopsida, Fabales, Fabaceae. Bases 1 to 609 code for a protein of 202 amino acids. The transcript has 3 exons. The record is from RefSeq and is a predicted model, not a curated record.